This is a messenger RNA of Rhopilema esculentum, 1671 nucleotides long. The record is from the annotation of a RefSeq genome assembly. Lineage: Eukaryota; Metazoa; Cnidaria; Scyphozoa; Rhizostomeae; Rhizostomatidae.
AUAGUUCUUCACAGUUGUUCCUUACUAGUGGUUUACUGACCUUGGUUUAAUUUUAUUUUACUUAACUCUAAUAUUUCGUUCUUCAUAGACUCUAUAUCAAGUGGUAUGAUUAUGAUUGUUAAUUCAGUUUCCUUUUUAGUGCAUUUAUAUUCUACGUCCUACAUGAAAGGGGAUCCUCAUACGCCUAGAUUUAUGGGGUAUUUGUCUCUUUUCACUUUUUUUAUGCUUAUUUUAGUGUCUUCACAAAACUAUAUUCAAUUGUUUAUAGGAUGAGAAGGGGUGGGCUUGUGUUCUUACCUUUUAGUAAAUUUCUGGUAUAGUAGAAUUCAAGCAAAUAAGGCAGCUAUUAAAGCUAUGUUAGUAAAUAGGGUUGGUGAUGCAGCCUUAAUACUGGGAAUAAUUUUUAUAUGGACUUACUUUGGGUCUGUAAAUUUUUUGUCUGUAUUACCAACACAAGAAUUUAAAUAUUUUAAUAUUAUACCUUGCUUAUUAUUAGUUGGAGCUAUAGGAAAAUCAGCUCAAAUAGGAUUACAUAUGUGGUUACCAGAUGCUAUGGAAGGACCUACUCCAGUUUCAGCACUAAUUCAUGCAGCAACCAUGGUAACUGCGGGUGUCUAUUUGAUAAUUAGGUCUUCCCCUUUAUUUGAAUCUUCUCCUUUGGCUUUAAUAUUAACAGUAAUUGUUGGCUCGUUGACAGCUUUAUUUGCUGCUUCAAUAGGUUUAGCUCAAAAUGACAUAAAAAAAAUUAUAGCAUAUUCUACUUGUAGCCAAUUGGGUUUUAUGGUUUUAUCUUGCGGUAUUUCCUAUUACUCAUUAGCUUUGUUUCAUUUAAUAAAUCAUGCCUUUUUUAAAGCUUUAUUAUUCUUAGCUGCAGGAUCGGUUAUACAUUCAUUUUUAGAUGAACAGGAUAUAAGAAAAAUGGGUGGUAUAAAUAUUGUUCAACCCUUAUCUUAUGUAUUUAUACUUAUUGGGUCUUUAUCUUUAGCAGGAUUUCCUUUCCUAUCUGGAUAUUAUUCUAAAGAUUUACUUCUAGAAAUAACAUCGAAAGAAUAUUAUAUAAUAUUUGGAGCAUGAAUGGGACUAACGGCUACUUUACUUACAGCUUUUUACUCGUUUAAACUUAUUACUAGAAGUUUUUUAUCUUUCCAAAACUCCCCUAAGAUAUACUGAAAAUUUUCUCAUGAAAAUGAUUGGUUUCUAUUAAUUCCUUUAAUAAUUCUUUCUAUAGGAAGUAUUUUUUCUGGGUUUAUAUUGUAUUAUUCCACUGUUAAUAAUAUUAUUCAUCCAACAUUAUUUGUAAUAAACAAACUGUUACCUUUAAUUCUAUCUGUUACAGGUAUUGUUAUGGGUAUAAGUCUUUAUCAAAUCACUAAAAAGUUUUGAACAGUCUUCUUAAACUCUAACCUCAAAAAAAUCUAUCAAUUUUUAUCAAGUGCAUGGGAUUUUGAUAAAAUAGUUUCACAUAUAGUAGUUAUUCCUAUUUGAAAAUUUGGGUACAAUGUUACUUUUAAAACAUUUGAUGCAGGGAUUUUAGAGAAAUUAGGACCUUGGGGUUCUUCAAAAACAUUUAUAAAGUUAUCAAAAAACAUUUCUUUGGUUCAAUCAGGGUAUUUAUUUAAUUAUGCAAUGUUGAUAUUAUUGUUUUGUUCUCUGUUUAUUAUUUUCAAUUAA